AUGGCCGACACCGUACCCCUGAUCCCACCCGACCAGCCAAUCGACCCCAAGCGCGUCCCCAUUCUCGUGCACUCGCUCGACCGCGGGCCGGUGAUCAACUGUAUCCUCAAGAUGACCUCGCCCAUAGGCAAGUUGCGCGACUCUAUCGCUGCGAGACAGGGAAUUGAGCGAGACGCUUUCGUCCUCCUGUAUGACGGACACCUGGUGUACGAUAACGAUACUCUCGAGAGUCUGGCUGAGUACGGCGUGGACGAGGAAGAAAUCCGAGCUGGAGUUCGCUUCGAGAUGAAUGCUCGGCAGAUUGGCGGUUGUCUGUCGUAA
Molecule: messenger RNA, 321 nt
Organism: Trichosporon asahii var. asahii CBS 2479
Lineage: Eukaryota; Fungi; Basidiomycota; Tremellomycetes; Trichosporonales; Trichosporonaceae
Exons: 4
Coding region: 1-321 (106 amino acids)
Molecular function (GO): protein binding
Source: RefSeq, a predicted model, not a curated record